Messenger RNA from Closterium sp. Naga37s-1, 2667 nucleotides. NCBI's taxonomy places the organism in Eukaryota, Viridiplantae, Streptophyta, Zygnematophyceae, Desmidiales, Closteriaceae. The record is from the annotation of a GenBank genome assembly.
AUGACUCACCAAGUCGCACGGUGCAGGCCAGCGCCGCACGCGCUGCCUCACGGCUCGCUGUCGUCGUCGACGGCGGUCGCAAACGUUCGCUCUUUAAAGGCUCCCACGCCCGCCUUGCUCCUCACCUCCCGCCGCUCCUCCUGCCGCCUAGCCGUCCGAGCGAUCCUGGACAAGUCGUCCAGCCGCAACAGCAACAGCAGAAGCGGCAGCGGCGACCCGGGAGACGGGCAUGGAAAGGUCAGCAGCGACCCGCUGGAAGUAGCGCGGUCGGCGCUGGAGCGGCUGUUCCAGCAGGCGCACGAGCACGAGGAGAAGCAGCGGCUGUUGGGCCCCGCGACGGCGACGGACCUGACGGGCGCGUCGGUGGCGUUCCUCGAGAACGCCGUGCAGCAGCUGGAGGUCGACCUCGCAGCCGUCUUCGAGGCGCUCCGCGAGAAGGAGGGCGAGCUCGCACUCGACGAGCGGCGCGUCGCGGACGAGCGCGCAAGCCUGGUCACUGCGCGGGAGGCGCUCAUGGCGCGCGAGGCGCAGCUGGAGGAGCGGCAGGCGGCGCAGGGGGUGAUGAGGGAUGAGGCGGAGCGGCUGCGGCGGAAGGUGCGGGAGCAGGACGCGGAGGUGGAGGAGGUGAAGCGCGCCGUGGCGGAACGCGAGGCGGAACUGACUCGCGCGAAGGAGGUUCUGGCGCUGAAGGAGGAGGAGAUUGCGCGCGCGCACCUCGCCAUCCGCCAGCGCAACGAGCGCAUCGAGGCGGCGGAGAUGGACGCCAAGACGCGCGAGACGCAGCUCUCGGCGGCGGAGGCGGAGCUGCGCCGGCUGGAGGCGGACGUGGCGGCGGCUGAGGGGGAGGGCAGGCGGGCGGCGCAGGAGGCGGAGGCCGCGAGGAGGGAGCUUGAGCGGCAGGAGGCGAAGCUGCAGAAGAUGGCGGCGGAGCUCGAGGGGCGCGCGCAGGUGGUGGCGGCGGCGGAGGAGGAAAUUAAUGCGCUGUCCGCGCGCCUUCGCGAGGCGGGAGCGAGCGGGAAGCUGGUGGAGCAGGAGGUGUCGGGCGCGCGGCGGGUGGUGGGCGACCUCAAGGCGGAGAUGGCGCUGUCGGGCGGCGCAGCGGAGGCGUUCCGCGCGCAGGUGAAGGAGCUGCGGCUGGCCGUCGCGCGGAAGGGGCGCGAGGCGUCUUCCGCGCGCAUGCAGGCGCAGAAGCGCGACAAGGAGCUGAAUCGCGCCAAGGGCGAGCUGGAGCGCGACCGGGCGGCGCUGAAGGCGGCGAAGGCGCGCGUGUCGGAGCUGGAGAAGCAGGUGCGCGCGCAGGUGGACGAGGCGGAGAGGCUGCGGAGUUCGGUGAACGCGGAGCGCGCGGAGAUGCUCAACGCGAGCACGGAGCUGGCGCAGCUGCGGAAGGAGUUCCGCCGGGUGGACGGCGAGUUGCGCGAGGCGAAGCUGGUGCUGAACCUCAAGGAGGCGGAGAUCGUCAGCCUGCGACUGCAGCUGCGCGACGCGCAGGCGAAGCUCGCGACGUCGCAGGCCGACCUGGCGACACGCACGGCGGACCUGAUGGCGGCGCAGCGGUCGAUGGUGGAGAUGCGGCGCGAGAUGAAGGCGGUGGCGAUGGAGCUGCGCGUGAAGGAGGAGCGCCUCGCGGGCAUGGCGGCGGACAUGGCGCGCAAGGACGCGCGCCUGGCGCAAGUGGAGCAGCAACUCGAUGGCAGCAACGCGCGCCUCGUCGUCGCCGAGUCGACCGUCCAGCAGAUCGCACAGCUGUCGCAGAAGCUCGCAGACUCCGCGCUCGAAGCCGCCGAGCGACUGGGCCUCGGCCCGUCGGUGUCGCUCGAUGCGGCGCCGCUGUCCGCCGGUGCAGCUAAGGGGAGGCAGUACCUGAACGCGCACGGCGGGGUGGGCGAGAGCGCGCUGCUGGCGGAGACGAACCAGCAGCUGUUCGCUGCGAGCCGCGCGCUGCUGGAGCGCGACGCGGCGCUGCACCGCCUGCAGGUGUCGACGCGCGAGGGGCGCGAGGCGGAGGUGCGGCUGCGCGGGGAGCUGGCGGUGGCGCAGGAGGAGCUGCGCGAGCGCGAGGGCGAGGUGGUGGAGGUGCGCGCCGUGCUGCAGGAGCGCGACGAGGAGGUGCGGCGGCUGCGCGCGCGGUGGGGCCAGCGAGAGGGGGAGUUGAGCGCCAUCCGCGAGGAGGUGGUGGCGGGCGCGCGGGAGAUCGGCGAGCUGAAGCGCGCCAUCACGGGCGCGAGCAGAGCGGGCGAAGGGGAGGGAGAGGGCGUGCAGUUGGCGGACGAAGUGGUGAAGCUGGAACUCGAGGUGGCCAAGGCAGAGGCGGAGACAGCCAUGACGGCGCUGCAGGGGCUGCUGGACCUCAGCUACCAGCUACGGGACGACUGCGCCACCCAUGCCCUCCCAGCCACACACCCUCGCCAACCUGCCGUGCCACCUGCUGCUGCUGAUAUGCUGGCACGUGCAGGGGCACAUGUGGCGGUGGGCAGUGGAGCCCCCAGAGGGGCGAAGGGGGAGGUAAAGGAGGAGGCGGGGGUGGUGCAGCGGCGGGUGGUGCAGCGGGAGGAGGCGCUGGGGCUGGCGGCGAGGGCCAUGGGUGGGCUGAAGCGGCUCACUCGCAAGCUGGUGGCAGACGCUGAAAGCGAGCUGGCGGGCGUCAUGGGCGGCAAUGCUGCUUGA